Porites lobata is the source of this 12440-nucleotide messenger RNA. NCBI's taxonomy places the organism in Eukaryota, Metazoa, Cnidaria, Anthozoa, Scleractinia, Poritidae. The record is from the annotation of a GenBank genome assembly.
UUUUCUAAGGAUGUUGUCUUCAAAAAACACUACAAUGAUUCUCCUGAAGUCUUGGUGUGUGCAAACCAUACAACGAGCGGAGGAAACCUUAAUCCAUUGUACAACUCCAUAUCAGCUUGGGCUGAGGUUAGAUAUUACUUUAAAAUGAAAGAGCGAUUUUUCAAUCAAUGAGCGUUAUAAAUUUUGGUUUUAUAUUUUUCUUAACAAGGUCUUUCCAUAGGUGCGUCGCGGUGUAGGAAGUGAGUUAUGUGAGUUUAUGAAUUUUAUAAGUUGCCUCCCUUGCCCUCUGCUAUGGGGUUGCAGCUGUAUGAUAGCAGCAGGUGUCAAUAAAACGCGGAUGCGCAGACGGUGUGCAUUGUUUUUCUUUCUUAUUUUCUUCCGUUUUCUCCUAAACAAAACAGAAAACAGAAAAUGAAACAAGUGACCAAGACAAACCAGCAAACAAAAAGACAGUGGAACCCGAUCCCGAUGGCGAAUUGGCAUUUUACUAACAAUUUAUACUUUAGGGCAUAGGGGAUGUCAAUACGAGCGUUUUUGACUCUGGCCGACAAUGAAGCGACAGCUUUUAGCAGCCAGUUCUCUCUGAUUACUCCUUCUUUUCUCGGUCAGUACAUAAACAAGACCGGUUUUAGAGCCUGCGUGAAGGAGCUGUUUGUACAACAACAUGAUCCUCUGUCAGUAUCAUAUGCAGUCUUACCAGGUGAGAAAGCAUUGAAAUUCGGUUAUGAUGUCAUUCGGCACUGUGCUGAUGACUAAUUAUGAAAUUAUCUUUAAUGCAUUGUAGACCUACUUGUCAUGUUAUAACCCAGUCGAGCAGACGGGCGAUCUUUUCUUUUCUUAUUUCUUUUUUUGGGGGGGCAUAUAGCCACUGCAAGCUACAAAACUCCCUUGUUUUUGUGAGGGUAGUCAGUUUAUUUGGUUCUUUCUUUAGAGCUGGAGAGAAGACUUAUUUCUUAAUUUAUUGCCAUUCAUUUUUGUGUUCUGAAGAUGUUUGUCCACCCGGAUGGAGCUUCUACAACGGUUCCUGUUACUUUAGAAGCAAAACAUGUGAGACAUGGACCAACGCAAGUUUCAUCUGCCGAUCAAUGGGAGCUAAUCUACCUGCCAUUGAAAGCCAGGAAGAAAACGUCUAUAUUCAGCACAGGCACAAUGGUGAUAAGGCUUGGAUUGGUUUGAAUGAUAUUGCCACUGAAGGAGUGUUCGCUUGGGUGGAUGGCUGUCCUUUUAAAUUCCGCUACUGGGCGAAGAAUCAACCAAACAAUUUCAGAGAAGAAGAUUGUGUUCACACCUUUGGACCAAGGCAUGGGUACAUGUGGAAUGAUGUGGAUUGUUCUACUUGCCACCAAUACACUUGCAAGAAAGGUAUGUGAAAUGUUUUUCUACCACGAAUGCCAGUUGCAUACAAACGUCGUUUUAGUCCAGUAGCCGAGGUCCGAAAACGGCCGUUUUGUUCAGCCCACGGGUCAAAAUGUUUGAUACCGGCCUUUGGUAGAACAAGACGUCCUGAUUAUUGCCUAAUAAUUUGUAAGGUCGAUUUGUUGUAUAGGUUUCGAGUAAACGGCGUUUUUAUGCCACGCACCCCUCGGUCUAGAAUGAAAACGAGGCUGGAGUCUGAAUCAUUAUUUACCUCCUAAUUCUUUGUUGGGGAUAAGCACAGAUUUCUUCGACUCAAACGAGAUAAAAACUAAAACAAAAAUACAAAACAUGUAGGUAGAGAGCAAAAUAGAACUGAAAAACGAACCAAAUACUUACAAGUUCUGUGCUCUCUCUACCAUACAAACGACGUAACAACUAUCACAGAUCAACACACUAGUCACAUGGAAAAAGAAGUCACGUGACCAGUGCUCAGGUCCCUAUCAAAAAAACCUAACAGUUUUCGGAUAAUUUUCAUGUCCGAUUUUUAAAUUAGAUUUGUCCCGAACAUCCCGGCCGCGUUGGGGCGAUCGCAUAGAACGUCCCAACAGUUAAACUCAGCAUCUACACCGCAUCUACUUCUUUUACAUCGUUCUCAAGCAAGCACCACUUCUGUAUAGGACGAACAUAGACAGCAUCCUUGGUCUUGACCUUCACAGUCCGUACUAGACCAUCUGCACCCGGGUACGUCUCCAACACUCUACCGAGAUUCCAAUGCCCUCUAGGGGUGUUGUCGUUAACAAGAAGAACCAAGGCGUCGGGUUUGAUAUUAGGCAGCACUCUUCGCCAUUUACCUCGUUGUUGGAGGGUUGGGAUGUACUCCUUCAACCACCUUUCCCAAAACAAAUUAGCCAAAAAUUGAACCUGCCUCCACUUCUUUCUGUAAAUGUCAGUCUUCUCAAAGACUCCAGGAGGCAAACAGAUGAUCUUCCUCUGCAUCAAUAGGUGGGCCGGUGUUAGCGGUUCGAGAUCGUUCGGAUCGUCCGAGUUCGCUGUGAGGGCUCUUCCGUUAAGGAUACGCUCAACCUCAGUAACGAGUGUUCGUAGAACCACAUCUGUCACAGUUUGCGCCCCCAAAAUGGACUUUAAGACUGUCUUUGCACUUCGAACCAUACGUUCCCACACGCCAGACAUACUUGUUGCAGUCGGGGGUUGAAAUAUCCAUUUACAGCCUCGUUGUAUCAGCUCUCUCUCUAUCUGCCCUUGGUUCCAUUCCUGGAGACUCUUCUUCAAUUCUCGUUCGGACCCAACGAAGUCAGAACCGUUGUCACAUCGUAACUCUUUCACGUCUCCCCUUCGAUUUAUAAAACGCCUUAAACACAUGAUGAACUCAUCAGUAUCCAUAGAAUUAACCACUUCAAGAUGCACGCUACGGGUGGUCAAACAGGUAAACAAGCAACACCACCGUUUCGCGGUCCCUCGGCCAUGUUUCACAUAAAUCGGGCCAAAGAGGGCCAUACCAGUGAACGAAAACGCAACCUCGUCCCCAGGGCUUUUCCCUUAAAUGGGUGGGGCGGGAAAAGGCCCUGGCAUCGGCUGGUCACGUGCACAGCCUAAAUAUUCCUGAGAAGCCAAUUUAUAUGCAACCCGCUGGUUUUGCGCUGACAGAAGUCGAACGGAGCAACAAUGGAAAAUAAUAAUAUCGCGAACUGUAUGUCAAUAUUUUCGCGUCUGGGCGAUUCAAAAGCUUAAGAUCCAUUUAAUUGCGUAUUAUUCAAAUGCUACAAGAACCGGCUCUACGUUGUCACGUACAAAAUAUGUCAAAUGCUUCAGAGUUGAGACAAGCUGUUAUCGAGUAGUACUUCGACUGAAAUUCAUCGUGACUGUGGAAUUACUGUACGAUCAAGCAGAAAGUGAUUUUGUCCAAUGUCAAACAAAAAUGCGGGCCUUUGCCUCUAGGAUCUGCAGUGAAUUUAAACAAAUUGGACUUAACUGAAAUAGAAUUGUUCAUCAAAAUACUUUAUGAUGGAGUCUGGUCUUCUCUACAACUCGACCAUGAAACAAACAAAUCUCCGCGCCGGAUGCAAGUCAGCCCUCCAGCCAGGAACGAUGACAGGUCGCCGAUCUGAAACAUUUUAAGAUCUCUUAUAUCUUUUCUCUUCCGAGGAUAAGUACAAAGGAUUUUCCUUAUAUCAAAGGGAAGAUUGACCGAUCGAUUGGAAUCAACUACAGCUCUGUCAAUUUUAAAUGGACCCAAGUCUUUUUUUGUUACCAGUCGUUUGAUACCCUGGGUGCCAGAAACUUUUCAUGCGCGGUUUCCGGUUUCGGUCAAGUCUCGCAGAGGUCAAUGAAUUUUUAAAAAGACAGAUCAUACAAGAUAAGUCUAAACCAACGCGUGACGCUAUGAUAUGGCUGAGAGUUAAGUUGAAUAGAACUAGGUUGUGUACGGCGGUCCACUUCGCAAGAAAUAAAAUAAAAUAUCAAAAGAGUCGAGAAAACGGACUUUUGCAGUACAAACUUUAUGCAUGUACGAUAGCUUGUUUGUCAUUUAUAUCGCUCUAUAAAGGAAGUUUUACAAAUGUUACCGCUCGCUGUCCCCUUCAUGGAAAUCGGAGGAAAGCAAAAAAUUACCAUAGCCAGUAUCUGUGACAAAAAAGAAAUCUUGUAAAACUUUUCGUUAAUCGUCAAGAGAUAUAAAAGGCCGCCCAAGAUCGCGCGCUGUGAGGUUACGCAUAAUUUUAGCUUUUCACAUAGCGCUAAUUUAUUACACCCAGGAUUUUAGGGUGUACGAGGGGACACGUGACCAGCCGAUGCCAGGGCCUUUUCCCGCCCCACCCAUUUUUUAAGGGAAAAGCCCUGGGGACGAGGUUGAACGAAAACGGUGGCUCAUAGGCUGUAAGUCGACAUGUGGGUAAGGGUGCCAUCUGCUGGGUCAUAGGUUUGGCGUUAAGUUUCUUGCAGGUAAGGCAUCGAUUAAGGACCGAUCUAACCAAUACACGCACUUGAGGGAUCCAGAAAUCUUCCCGCAACUUUGCAAUAACAUGUUCCCGUCCCAAGUGACCAAUAAGGUGGUGAACGUGACGUACAACCACCGGAUGAUCUCUGGGAAAAAUCAUUUGUUGGCCGAGUGUACAGGAGGUCGGCUUGAGCUGACCACGGCCAUUAACUCUCAGGAUUCCGCCUUCGUCAAGUUUGGGAUUCAAUGACGCAACCUUGCUUGACGGCUUGACCGCACCGUUAGACUUCAAAUCUUUAAUCUCCUGUGCAUACGCCAAUCCUUGGACAAUCCUCACAAUUGCUGCAGUUGCCGCGUCAAAAUCGUCAACACUGAGACGUCCAGUUUUGGCGUUCUGUUUGUCCUUAACAAAUUGUACAAAACGCAGCAGCCAGGCCAUUCUGCGCCUGAGGCGGGACCAAUCUGAACAGGUAGUUAAUAACACUCGGAGGGGCGGUUCUUCACAGCUUUCGACGGCCGUAGGCCUUGUAUCUUCCUUCUUCGUCACGGACGGAUUAGGGGAAAGUUGGACAGAGUGCACGAGAGCUUCCUUCUUUAACUCCAGACCUUCAUCGGGUACGAAUUGGCACUUGUCUGUGGGCCAACAAGUUUCCGGCUCCCACAAGAAGUCAGGUCCACUAAGCCACCUAUGGUCAGCAGUUAGCGAAGACGGGCUUAUUCCUCGGGACACAUAGUCUGCCGGGUUUAAGGAUCCUGGCACAUGAUGCCAAUCCUCUACAAGUGUGUGCUCCUUUAUUUCUUCCACUCUGUUAGCUACAAAGGUCUGAAGUCUUCGUUUCUCGUUUCUCAGAUAGUGCAGCACUAUUUCACUAUCAGUCCAAGAUACGUCUUGGAAAUGUUCAGUUAAGUUCCUCUCGCAACAUCUUAAACAUCCGGGUUGCGAGUACAGCUGCUUGCAAUUCCAGUCUUGGAAUACUAACAAAUUUCACAGGUGCAUUUCUGGCCUUACCAAUAAUGAAGGCGCAAUGAACUCGUCCAUCGGGGUACUCGCUUCGCAGAUAUGAUGAUGCGCCGUAACCAAUCUCUGACGCAUCUGAAAACACAUGAAGCUGUAACUUGCAUUGACGCGGGUCACCGUCCGACAGGAAAUAGGACCGAGGGAUGGACAACUCGGACAACAAGGGUAACUCAGUGUUCCAUGCUCGCCACUUAGACAGAAAUUCUUCGCUCAGGGGCUCAUCCCAUCCUAUGUUAGCCUUCCAUAGGUCUUGAAUCAGGCGUCUUGCAGACAAAGCCACUGGUGCUGCGAAACCCAGAGGAUCAAACAAUGAACAAACAGUGGAGAGUAUACCGCGCUUUGUUUCAGGGCGAACUAGGCUUCUUAUUUCGAACCCCAACGUAUCAUCUCCAACAGACCAACAUACUCCGAGUGCACGCUCUAUAGGUAGCUCGUCCAGGUCAAGGUUUAGAUCUGGCUUAGAUCGCUUAUCAUUUGGGACAGCACUUAGUAGUCUCUUGGAGUUCGACGUAAACUUGGUCAAGUUAAAUCCGCCUCGAGCGAGCAGUUCUACCAUGUCAUGGGCUAGGCGAAUUGCGCACUGUUCAUCAAUCUCAGAGGGAAGAGCAUCGUCAACAUAGAAAUUUCUUUUCACAGCUGCAAUAACACUAGAGCUGUGCUCUUCGGCAUUGUCGUCGGCCACACGGCGCAAAGUGGAGUUUGCAAUACAGGGGGAGGAAGCCGCUCCGAAAAUAUGCACUUGCAUGACGUAUGUAUCAGGGGGAUUAUCAUAUCCAUUUGUCCACCACAGGAACCUCAAGGAAUCCUGGUCUUCCUCACGCACACGUAUCUGAUGAAACAUCUUUUCGAUGUCGGCAGCGAACGCUAUUUUUCCCUGGCGGAAACGUAGGAGAACACCAACCAAGUUGUUGGCUACAUCUGGUCCAGUCAGCAAGUUAAGCGAAGUUCCCUUGCAUUCAUCUGCUGCAUCGAACACAAUGCACACCUUGCCUGGUUUGGUAGGACUGGUUACAGGGUGAUGCGGAAGAUACCAAUGUGUUUUAGACUCUUUGUUUAACGCUUCUUCUGACAACUUGCGAGCGAACCCACUGCUGAUAUAACUAUCCAUAACUUCGCGGUACUUAACGGCCAUUUCUUCGUUGCCAGGUUUCGUAAGACGGCGUCUCAGGCACUCUAGACGGUGCUUGGCCAUGGCUACAUUAUUCGGAAACUGGCGUUCUUUCUCCUUCCACAGCAUACCGACUUCAUACCGACCGUCCACGCAGCGGGUGGUGUUCUCAAUUAUCUUCAAGGCUAUUUUGUCUUCCACCGAGAGGGGUUUCUCAUUUGAUUUCAGUGUCCCGUAAUCCUCCAGAUUCCAAAAUUUUUCAAUGAGAGAACGCGGUUCAGGGUCAAUCGAGACAAAGUUUGCUGAAACCCCUUGACGACAAUUGGCACCAUAAGGACCGCAAACGCACCAGCCCAAGGGAUAACGACAGCCAUAGAGCCCUUUCUUCUUAUCUUCAGGGACUCUAACUUCCUUCUGUAAAUGUGCAUAGGGAAUAUUGUUUCCAACAAGUAUAGAGACUCUCUUGAUGGCAACCUCCGGGAACUCCACAUCACGUAAGUGCGGGUACUCAAUAGUGUCAAUCUGCUCCGGAAGAGUACAGCGCGACUAGUUGAGGUUAGGCAGGACAUAGGCCUCCGAAACGUCAAUACUCUCCCCGGAAGUAUCCACCGAAGUCAAGGUAAAGGACACACGUUUCGACUCUACCACAUUGUCACUACUUGAAAUCGUGUUAAUUCCGAUUUGCACGGGCGUUCCUUGAAUACCAAGGUGAUCAACUAAAUCUUGUUCAAUGAGGGUGUCAGAGCAGCCACUGUCUAAGAAGGCGUAAGUGGAUACAGUUUUACCAUUCUCAACAGAUAUAACAACAGGUAUAACGUUCAACAGCACUUUCGCUUGCACAGUCGCAACGGCAGCGGACGAUAUUGGCACCUUUCCCACAGACUUGUUAGACUUGUCUCCGCUCGCGGCUGGAGUGACAUUUCCCCUUUCGCUGUUUGGGGAUUAAGGCGUCGCCAAUGGCUUGUCAGACUUAUCACUAGACUCUCUAUUAUUCCGUGGGAUGAAGCGACGACCACCAUAAUUACUUUCAGAGUGCAGAAGAGGAAUGUGUCGACCGGAACAUACUGAACAUGCUGGUGGGUCCGGACAAGAAGCGUGUCCGGGCCUUUCAAGACCACAAUUAAAACAAAAUCCACAGGAUGCCGCAUACUGUCUUCGCACUGCCACGUGUUUGCACUGUUUGAUAAUAGGGCAUUCUUGGAGUUUGUGACGCUUACUUGAUUUGCAAAUUCCGCAGUGUUCAGUGUUCUCAGAAGCAGGAGUUUUAUGAUCAACGCCGGUAGUACUGAUUGUGGUGUUCUUUACUGGAAGCUUUGGAGGAAGUUUGGUAUUCUUGUUUUCCCGUUUAAAUGUCUGCAACCCGAACACCGGGUCAUUUUCUGAUAGACGCUUGUUUGUGCACAAAAUCAGCGACGUCCUUUAAUCGAGCGGAUCUUCCGGACUUCACGAGCUCGUAGUUCACGGUUUGCCACUUCAGGAUUAAGUCAUUAGAUAAACGGUUCACGAUGCGCCUGAGGUUCGUCGCUACGCUCGCCUCGCGUUCUACGUCUCCCUUGAGGAUCCUGGUGGCUGCAUUUAAGUUCUCAGAGAAAUUGAGAAGACCAGCAUUGUUGCCGUACGCCAACUUGGGGCCAGAUGCGAGCUCUUCCACACAUGCUUGCGUCACUCUCACCGCUUGGCCAAAACGUUCCUCCAACGUUUUCAUAAUCUCGUUAAACGUACAACCUCUAUUACGCUUCACAACCUCUAACGCUUCUCCCGCCACGAAUUUAGGCAGAUAGUCCACUUGCUGGGCAUCAGUGAGCAGGUCGCUUUCGAGGUGCGUACGAACUUGUUCACGAAAAAAGGGGAACUCGGCUGGAUUACCACUGAACUGUGUCGGCUUUAUUCCGCUAAGAUAUUGUGCUUUCCACAUUGCGACAACAUGAUCACGGGGAGCCUGGUCCGUGCUGGAGACGGUCUGCGACCUCCCGAAGUUAACACGUUCAGGGGACUGGGUCGAGUUAAUCCCCGCAGAGGAAGUGGUGGUGUUUAAUCCCUUCACAGACGAUUCAUUGUGGCUCAACAUAGUGUCUGACGGUCUUGAAACUGCUGGAUACUUUGGCUCCGUUGAUUGAGGUGUUCCAAUGGAUAUCACAUACACGGCACUCGGUUGACUGUUAAACCCAUCUCUAGAAACAUACUCAGACGUAACUGGGUUGGAGUGUGAUUGCUUGUUAACAAUAAACGUAGAAGUGUUCAAGGCACUAGGCACAACAGGGGGGAGUUUACUUUCAGUCAAGUUAUCCAUUUCAAUUUUCCAUUCAAGCUCAGCCAAUGUUGCUUCCUCUUCAAGGCGCCUAAGUUCCAUCCUUUGCUUAUAUUCAUGAGCCACUCUUGCUGCUUGUGCAUCUUCCUUUGCCCUAGCUCUUGCUAAGUCUAGUUUCAUUUUAGACACCAGUGCCCUCUUUAGUGAUUUCUUCUGUGAGGAAACUGAUGAUGCCUCAGAAUGUUUGGUAACAUGAGUAGCAACGCUGAGCACUGACUUAUUGUCAUCUCGUUUCGGAUCCCAGACUGGUAGUCCGCGGUCCAUUCCAAGUUCGUCAUGCCGGGGGUCUGGUCUUCUAAACAAACCCUCACACUCAUUGAUAAUAUCGUCCACUUCACGUUUCAGAGUAGAAUAACGUUCUUGUACAUGUUCUAAGCGUUUUCUCUCGUUAAUUCCUGCAAGGUACCUCCCAUGAAGUCCCUCGAGCCUGUCCCAUUUUUCCAAGAGCAAGUCAACAGAUUUCUUAGCUUCCUCUGGACUCAGUGUUACAUGAAUUUCAGACUGAAUUUCUUUCAAUAAACUGUCUAUUUCCUUGCUAAUAUUUGACCACUGCGUUGCCGUACUCCUCUGGUCCCGUGAGUCCCUUUUCCGAUCCGAUUCCAAAAAUUCAACGCGAGUAGUCGGCGGGGGCCUGGGACGAAAAUGAUAGCCAUCGCCUUCCCGCGAAGCGCUCAAUGGCUGUGAAAACACAUUCGUAGAAACACAAGAAGGUAAAGAAAUAUCGCUCCGAGUUGAAACCACAGGUAACUGAAUCGAAAAAUUGGGCAAUCCACGAUCCAUUCCAGACCCAGCGUAAUCCAAACUUAUACCACGACCACUGUCGAAGCCAACGUUCAAUCUAUUCGAAGCAUCCAUCGAUCACACUUGAAAACAUGCAAUUCCAAUAGGACUUUUUUCACUGAUGUUGGGGAUAAGCACAGAUUUCUUCGACUCAAACGAGAUGAAAACUAAAACAAAAAUACAAAACAUGUAGGUAGAGAGCAAAAUAGAACUGAAAAACGAACCAAAUACUUACAAGUUCUGGGCUCUCUCUACCAUACAAACAACGCAACAACUAUCACAGAUCAACACACUAGUCACAUGGAAAAAGAAGUCACGUGACCAGUGCUCAGGUCCCUAUCAAAAAAACCUAACAGUUUUCGGAUAAUUUUCAUGUCCGAUUUUUAAAUUAGAUUUGUCCCGAACAUUCUUUAAUUAAAAAGCGCUAAAAAAUGGUAACUUAGUUUUAAAUGUUCAAUAUGACAAAGGAAUUAUUAUAUUUUCAAGUCAAAAUUGUCACGUGACUGAUCGCGUAACUUGCACAAGGACAAAUUAUUUGCUUGAAAUAAAGGAAAAUCGCGCAUUUCCUGUUUUUGCUUUUUCUUUCUAAGAACCAGUUUUAAAUAUCUGUGCUUUGCUUAGUAUUAGUUGUUUUCCUUUAUUAAUUUUUUGCAAGUAACGUUUGCAGGAUAGAUUUAUAAAACAUUUUUAAAUUUUUGUAGCACUUGACAUUAUAUGAACAUGACAGAGAGUUUUUUUUUUAUACUGGCUUGAGGUCGCAUAGAAGAAGGGGAGUGUAUCCGGGAAGGUUAACCAACUAAACGAAAGAGUUAAACGAUACUGACAUCUCUGUUUGAAGUCUUCAAAUCGCACGUAAGAGCCCAGUCAAAGAUGUUUGCAAUUUGAUGGCAGUGUGGUUACAUGGUUAGUAAGUACAAUUUUACAAUUCAUAAAAGCAGAACGAACAUGAAAAUUGGCACUUGCUUCUAAUAUAUCUACCCUUGCAACUACGACGCCACAUCCGUAACUAUGUAGGAUGGCUAUCAGUGUACCUUGCUGAUAUAUUAAACAACUGGAGUCACAACACUCAAAAGUGUAUCAAUUAUUUGUUACUGAAAAUCACUCCAUUAGCCGCAGUGAUCAGGUAUUUUCUCGGGUCUCAGCUGUCACAACCCAGGAGCAAUCUACGUAGCCCACUCGAAGUCAAAGGGUGGGAGUGUUGACAUAGUCUUAAAGUCCGAGAUCGCUAGAAAGAUGGUUUCUAACUAUAAUACAUCAAAGAGCCUCAUAUCUCUAAAAAAGAUGUGUGGUUCAUACAGAAAGUGACCACGUAACAACACAAGGAAGCUGCAUCGAAGAGAGUGAAGCGUAAUUAACAAGACGUCAGGGAGCUAGUUGACAGUUUUUCCUCUAGUUUAUUGAUGAGUAACCCUUUCGUCCAAGAAAUGGGGUCUCUUGUUAACUUUGCUGCUGGCGUAGUACUGACUUCAAAUGUUGCAGAGUGUCCUGUUAGCAGUGAAAAUGGUCGAGAACAGACGAAAUAUUUUGUACACUAAUACUGUAAAUUUUUGGCAUCCUGUCCAAAGCUUGAAGGUAAAGACUUUUAGAGUACCAUGUCCGAGAAAAGUGAAUGUUAAGGCUUCAGAUGACAGGGUUAUAACUGUAUAACGCUGACAGAGUCCUCUUUGGGCGGCUACAUAUUGCUGCUAACACCCUUUGAAGGAAGCUUUGUGCUAUGAGUUGUCCUCAAUUCCAUGCGCACUCGCAGACCAAGAAGGCAGCUUGUGAAAAACUUAUAAGAGUAUUCUAUUAACUACAAUUGAGAAAGAAGUCAACGUCGUUGAACAUUAAGUAAGUUACUUUUUUUAGCGAUUUUUUAACAAAGAAUUAGGAAAUAAAAGAUUAUUCAGACUCCAGCAUCGUUUUCAUGCUGGACUGUAAGGUAAGGUGCAUGGCAUAAAAACGCCGUUUACUUGAAACGGAACUUGAAACUUGUUACCACAAAUCGACCUUACAAAUUAUAAGACAAUAAUCAGGAUGUCUUGUUCUAUCAAAGUCCGGUAUCAAAACUUUUCUCCCCGUGGAUUGAACAAAACGACAAUUUUUCGACAUCGGCUUCUGGACUAUUUGGAGCACUGUGCUUGGAAAAUUUAACCCUCUUCAUUUAUAGUUGUUUAUUCCAGCACAUGUCUCGCGCAGUCUUGUAAAGUCUGUGAGUCUUCCCCAAUCUUUGAUAUGGAAAUGUAAAAAUGAGAUGUUAAUUCCCGUUUUGUUAUUAAAUAUGUCGGUUAGCCCUCCGCAAAAGGUAGCCCAAAAAUGCUAUUCUGCAAGCAAGUUCCUAGUAGCUGUAUGUACAAGGGUAAUUUCCAUGCAUGUCAAAUGGAUUUUGUUGCUCAAAGCUGACACUUUCUGUACAGUGUCGUAUUACGCACAGAUUCUAACUAAAGCUACUGUGACCAGUCAUAUUAACAGUGGCCAGUUUACCACUUUCGACUGGUCGGGCACAAAAGGCUAGCCACUAAGAAAACUGUUUUCAAUCAAAAUUCCAUACUAUCCUACAGAUAGUGGCAUUAGUUUAUACACGGUCCGUUUAUACGUGCUGCGGUUUACAACUGAUUUCAGGCAACUUUAUAGCUAUAGAUUUGCGGGUUCCGUUAUCUUUAUCAUGUGUAUGUAAUGGACUCUAUUUCACUGAACGGCUCUUGGCUAAAAAGCGUAAAAAAACUAUACGAUUCGUUCAUUAAUAACGUCUGGACAAUAAAAGGGCGGACGGGCUCUCAUCAUUGAACCUAUAAUAUAAACAUUAUUUGUCAUAUUUAAACUAGAUUAUGACGAAUGCACCAGUAGCCCGUGUUUGAAUGGUGGGACCUGUGUGAACGGUAACAGAAACUUCACCUGUAUCUGCCCUCGAACACACAAGGGGAGGAAUUGUGAAGGU